AUGGCAGGCCGCGAGCUACCAUACGACCCCUACAUUCCCUCGGGCGGUUCAGGUCAAGGUGGAAGCGCGGGAUAUGAGGGCGGCAACACACGGACUGCUGCGAUUCAAUCGCAAAUUGACGACACUGUCAAUGUCAUGAAAAAGAACCUCGAAUCCGUAGCCCAGCGCGGCGAGCACAUCGACCAGCUCCAAGAUAAAUCCGAGAACCUUAACCAAUCCGCCCAAGGCUUCCGUCGCGGCGCCAACCGAGUUCGCAAGCAGAUGUGGUGGAAGAACAUGAAGAUGAGGAUCUGGAUCAUCGUGGGCAUAAUUGUGCUGUUGUUGAUCAUCAUUAUUCCGAGUGCCCAGAUGUCCUCAACCCAGUCAAGUGAUGCAGCUUCCCGCGCCGUGAUGGAGAACGGCUACCAUGUCCUUCGGCGUACUUACGCAGUGGAAACGGACAACACGAGCCCAGAACCCCCCUUCACGAUACCGUGCCUUGGGCUCAUCCAAACCGAUGAUCUAGAACGUUUCCCUAAUUCUGGUGACCGUUUGGAGAUUAAGGGCCACCACCUAUUAGAUACAGGACCCUAUAUCGACCCUGUCACUGGAAAGUCUGAUGUUCUUGUCGUGAAAUUCUCCCGCAAGGCUGGCAAACCCAACGCAAUGUGGCACCAAGACAUUGAGAAACGUACGAAAGGCUAG
Molecule: messenger RNA, 684 nt
Organism: Letharia columbiana
Lineage: Eukaryota; Fungi; Ascomycota; Lecanoromycetes; Lecanorales; Parmeliaceae
Exons: 3
Coding region: 1-684 (227 amino acids)
Biological process (GO): vesicle-mediated transport; vesicle fusion
Cellular component (GO): SNARE complex; plasma membrane
Molecular function (GO): SNAP receptor activity; syntaxin binding
Source: RefSeq, a predicted model, not a curated record